AUGUUGUCGAUCUCAAACUUCUUCAUUGUUUUAACUCUCGCCGCAGUUACUGUAUCUGCAAAGCAGUGUGCCCUCAAUUAUGGUAACUAUGAAGCUGUUUUUAAUGCUGUCAAUGGAACUGUUUACUUUCGUGUUUCUAUUCAAAUGGGUGCUUCGGUUAAUAAUGCAUGGACAGCUAUCGGAUUCGGACAGUCAAUGAAUUCUGGACUUGAUGUGAUUAUGAUUCGAAUUUUGAAUGGCCGCAUAGUUGUAACUGAUGAAUACGUUCGAGGAUACACAAGGCCAGUUGCAGACAGGAUGAAUAAUGUUCAAAUAGGAUCUGUCAAUUACUCUAAUGGCAUCUUGGUCAUAUCAUUUUCUCGUCCAAUUCACACAUUUGAUCCAAUGGAUCAUUCACUUUUUGGUUGUACACCAUGGCAGUUUGUUGCAUCAUUAAGCAGAAUGAGUCCACAAGGAUCAGUAUUCCAUCAUGAUAGAACUCCUCGAAGAGAAUUAAUAUGUCUUCAACAGUGUACAAACUGA
Molecule: messenger RNA, 522 nt
Organism: Auanema sp. JU1783
Lineage: Eukaryota; Metazoa; Nematoda; Chromadorea; Rhabditida; Rhabditidae
Source: the annotation of a GenBank genome assembly